AUGGGGUGUUAUUGCAUAACUGAUCAAAAGGUAAAUGGGAAUGGGAAUUUCGAAAGGCUUCAAGCAACAGGGCCCAAAUUCGAGUUAAAUCAAACUUGGGCUUUCCAUACGGACGACUCCAGUUCUUGUUCAUCUUUACAAACGGAUCACCCGGCGUACAAUAGUGUUCCCGCCUACUACAAAAAGAUGAGCAAAGGCACGAAGGCACAGUAUUGGCUGCCAGGUUUAAUUGGAGCGACAGGCCGGAGCUACAGCAAAGAUCGUACUUACGGCUGUGGAAUCCCCAUUGUGGAUUACACAUCAAAACCUAUAAACAGGAGGUACGGGUUUUGA
Molecule: messenger RNA, 333 nt
Organism: Fraxinus pennsylvanica
Lineage: Eukaryota; Viridiplantae; Streptophyta; Magnoliopsida; Lamiales; Oleaceae
Source: the annotation of a GenBank genome assembly